This is a messenger RNA of Cucurbitaria berberidis CBS 394.84, 1502 nucleotides long. RefSeq names its product short chain dehydrogenase/reductase SDR. Gene Ontology annotation, molecular function: 3-beta-hydroxysteroid 3-dehydrogenase (NADP+) activity. The coding region runs from base 224 to 1210 and encodes 328 amino acids. The transcript is spliced from 2 exons. NCBI's taxonomy places the organism in Eukaryota, Fungi, Ascomycota, Dothideomycetes, Pleosporales, Cucurbitariaceae. Gene Ontology annotation, cellular component: endoplasmic reticulum membrane; mitochondrial outer membrane; lipid droplet. The record is from RefSeq and is a predicted model, not a curated record.
ACCUGCAUCUUCCCCAGUUCUCGGGAUCCUACAGUGCUGCUUGCGUGCUUAUGCAGCACAACGAACAGUGCAGCCAUGGGGGCUGCUAGGCAGCAGCAACGACUGGCCACAUCAUAUCGCUUUCUGACAGCCCCCACAGAGCUCAACCGCGCAAUCAAUCAUCCUCGAUAUUUAUACCUGCUUGAUGUAGUCACUCGAAAGCCAAUUCAACCAGAACAACGGAAUGGAAGGUACCGUCAUCAUCACCGGCGCCAAUGGCUCGCUCGCUAUACCAGCUGUCGCCUACCUCCUUUCCGAAUUCAAGCCCCGCAACGUCAUUCUCACAGUGCGCAAUGAUACCACCAACGACAAGAACACAGAGCAGCUACGAGCAACAAUUGCCCAGGCCCCAAGCGGUGUCAAUGUCACAGUUCGCAAGCUCGAUCUCGCAUCCCUUGCCGAGGUCCACGCGUUCGCAAAAGCGGUUGCCGCCCAGAUUACCGCCAGAGAAAUUCCACCACUAGCAGCGGUUAUUUGGAACGCAAUGAGUUGGUCCCUGCAAGGCGGACUUCAGCUCACAGGAGAUGGCUACGAGCGGUCGAUGGCGAUCAAUCACAUUGCACACUUUGCCCUGACGCUGGAGCUACUGUCAUCAUUUGACCAAGAGCAUGGCCGCAUCAUCUUCCUAGGCAGCGACAGUCACGAGAAAUCAGCAAUGCAGAAAUAUGCAUCUGUUUUGCCCGCUGAUCUUGACAAACUUGUAUAUCCGGAGCCAGAUCGGGAAGAGGAGGUCGCUGACCGAGGGUUCCAACGUUAUGGUUUAUCCAAAUUAGUGUCGAUCAUGACCAUGUACGAACUGAACAGGCGGCUUGUGAAGGACGGUAAAGGCCUAUCUGCACUUGCGGUGGAUCCUGGUGGUCUCGUUGACUCGCGCGCCUUCAGCGGUCCAGAUAUCCCAUCGCAAUGGUCGCGAAAGAUUAGUGUCGUAAACUGGCUGCAGCCUCUACUGAGCUUCCUCAAUCCCACCAUUCGCCGCUGCACCCAUGCAGCCAAGGAUGUCGUCGACCUGGCCAUGGGUCCGCAUGGUGAGCGCCAGACAGGUUACUUCAUCAUGAGUAACAAGGCAGAAAGCUCCAAAGCGAGCCAAGAUGAAGAGAUGCAAGCCGAGCUAUGGAAUAGAAGCGUUGAAUGGGCGGGGAUUACGCAGAAGAGCACUAGUCUGACUCUAUAAUUGGGACGAGCUAAAGACCUUCGGAGUACGAAGAUGUCUUGGCAAGAUACAUGGUAAUCCUCAUGUCUUACACAAAGGCGCGUGGCAUCUUAAGAACAUAUAUUCAAUGCUUUUGUAUAGACGAUCGGAUAGUCAUACUGCUGCUGACUCGUCCACUUUUGCAUCAUGCGUACUACGUCAUCAAACAACAAAUUCGCGGCUGCGAUCCUGCCGUUAUGGCAGUUGUCAAGGUUCGAUACACGAGAAUCAUGGCUUGCUUGUUACCCUGCCAGUUGGUCUACAUGAGAUGUAC